AUGGAAUAUAGACAACCAUGCAAAGAGUGUAUUAAGGAAGAAAAAUUUUGGACCACAGAAAAUAUAAGAAUUAAAGAAAUCUUGAAAGUAGGAGAAAAUCAACAAGAAGAUAAAAUAGAAAAUGAGGAUGAAAUGAUUAUCGAUAUAGAAACUGAGGAAGAAAGAGAGAAUAAAGAAUUAAGAAAUCAAAUGAAAGAAGAAAAGGAAGAGACAGAAAGAUUAAUCAACAUUAAAUUAAAUGAAAAUGUGAAUUUGGCACAAAGAGUAAUGGAAGUAGGAAUGGAAAAUGAAAAAUUGAAUAGGAAAAUUGAAGAGUAUGAAAUGGUAGAAAAAGUAAUUUGUGAUAAAAAUGAAUCAAUUUUUCAUUGUGAAAAUUGCAAAGAGGAAGGGACAAAUUAUAUAUAUUACCCACAAAGUAGUAUAAAUAUGUAUAAAACUUUAUAUCUUGCAGAACAAGAAAUAAGUAAGAAAAGAGUGGAGGAGCUUAAAGAAUUUAAUAAUUUAUUUAAUAGUUACCAAACUCUUGAAAUGGAAAAGAAGGAUGAAAUAAUAUUUAGGGAGCAACAAACCAUUGAAGAAAUAUUGUCAGAAUUUAAUACAGUUAUUAAUUAUGAAAGAACAAAAAAUAAUAACUGA
Messenger RNA from Dentiscutata erythropus, 636 nucleotides. Lineage: Eukaryota; Fungi; Glomeromycota; Glomeromycetes; Diversisporales; Gigasporaceae. The record is from the annotation of a GenBank genome assembly.